AUGGUUCCAAAACAAUUCCAGAGCCGGGUGCUACAGGAGUUACACGAAGGGCAUUUAGGGAUUGUAAAGAUGAAAGCGAUAGCAAGAUCGUUCGUGUUUUGGAAGAACAUAGACAAGGAUAUAGAAGAAGCAGUAAAGAAUUGUGUCCACUGCGCGCAAAUUAAAACAGAUCCCCAAAAAGCCAAAGUCCACCAUUGGGAGUACCCAAGCAAACCUUGGGAAAGGCUACAUGUUGAUUUUGCUGGGCCAUUGUUCGGAUAUAUGUAUCUGAUCAUCGUUGAUGCACAUUCUAAAUGGCUGGAAGCGUAUCCAAUGAAGAAUACAACAGCAUUGAAGACGAUCGAAUGUCUUAGGGACUGCUUCGCGAGGUUUGGACUUCCACUGAUGAUAGUUAGUGACAACGGGCCUCAGUUCAAGUCCGAUGAAUUUAAGAUCUUCCUGAGCCAGAACGGGAUUAAGCAUAGACCUUCAGCUCCAUUCAAGCCUUCCAGCAAUGGUCAAGCUGAAAGGUAUGUGUUUACCGUCAAGCAAUCUCUUCGCGCCAUGAAGGAGUACCCCGGCACCAUCCAGCAAAAGCUCAGCACCUUCCUGAUGCAAUAUAGGAAGGCUCCGAAUAUGACCACCCUCCACAGCCCGGCAAUGCUGCUGAUGAAGCGUGAGAUCCGGACACGCAUCGACCUGGUGAAACCGGAUCUGCACGCCAGGGUCCAAGACAGGAUUAGGAAGGAUAACUUUCAGUUCUCGGAUCGUGUCUUUCGCAUAGGGGACAACGUGGCAGUGCGCAACUACCGUCACGGUGAUAAAAGGUGGAAGUUUGGGAAAGUUGUCAGUAAAGACGGACAACUCCACUAUACCAUCAACGUAAAUGGGCAACUGUGGCGGCGCCACGUCGACCAAAUGAGGGACGGUGGGAAUCUGGAGAACCAGGAAUGGGAACGAAUCGGCAAGGCUCCAAAUCUUGCUUCCAGGACCCACUGUUCUACUGCGACAACAGCAGCGGAUGCUACAACAAAUGGGAGUUCAGCAGAGCCACCAGCUGAACCAGUCGUCUUGCUGGCCAACACCAACCAGGCUGAACCAGCGAUGGAUGGCAACACCACCGCAGCCAGUCCUGUGUCGCCAACAGCAGAUCCGCCUCUUCUGCGCAGAUCCACAAGAUCUAGAAAAGCUCCACAGAGACUGGAUUUGUAA
This is a messenger RNA of Uloborus diversus, 1191 nucleotides long. RefSeq lists its product as uncharacterized. The record is from RefSeq and is a predicted model, not a curated record. Gene Ontology annotation, molecular function: nucleic acid binding. NCBI's taxonomy places the organism in Eukaryota, Metazoa, Arthropoda, Arachnida, Araneae, Uloboridae. Gene Ontology annotation, biological process: DNA integration. The transcript has a single exon. The coding region runs from base 1 to 1191 and encodes 396 amino acids.